AUGGAGCCACCAAUCGUUUACUAUCAUCGUUCCGAGUACAUAGAAACGGAUACGGGCAACAAAGUUAGUCGUAAGUCUGUGAUCUGUGGAAGCCAAAAUAUUAUAUUGGGUGGAAAAACUAUUAUUCAAACCGAUUGUGUUAUUAGAGGAGAUUUAAGACGUACUGGAGGUGGUCAUGCCGUAGUAGUAGCUAUUGGUAGAUAUUGUCUUUUAGCAAAAGGAAGCAUUAUUCGACCUCCGUACAAAACAUACAAAGGGACAUUUAGUUAUUAUCCUAUGAAAAUAGGAGAUCACGUAUCCAUUGGAGAAGGAAGCAUUGUUGAAGCAGCAACAAUAGGUUCAUUCGUGCAUAUUGGCAAGAAUUGUGUUAUUGGUAGAUUUGCGAUUAUAAAAGAUUGUUGUAAAAUUGAGGAUAACACGGUAAUACCACCAAAUACCGUUGUACCUUCUUUCUCAAUCUACGAAGGAUCACCUGGAGUAUUUGUUGAUGAAUUGCCGGAAUGUGUUCAGGAUCUUUAUGAAUUAAAGACAAAAGAUUACUAUAUUAAAUUUCAACCAAAGGACAGUUGA
Funneliformis geosporum is the source of this 570-nucleotide messenger RNA. The record is from the annotation of a GenBank genome assembly. Lineage: Eukaryota; Fungi; Glomeromycota; Glomeromycetes; Glomerales; Glomeraceae.